AUGCCUCCUGCUCUCAGCGAUCACGAGUCCUCGGACAGCGAAGAAGUCCCCGCGCAAGCGACCACAAAGGGAAAAGGAAGACAACCAGUACAAGUCGAUCCUGUAGAAGAUGAGGAGGAUGACAGUGAGGUGGGAGAAGACGAAUAUGUCGUUGAAGCCAUCUUCAACCACAGAUUCCAAAGAGGCGUUCUCCAAUUCGACGUCAAAUGGGAAGGCUACGACGACCCCAAAGACCGGACAUGGGAGUCAGAGGAAAACAUGGAGGGAGCCAUCGACGUACUGAACGAGUACUUCAAGAGUAUCGGAGGCCGUCCAGAGCCCAAGGGCCAAAAGCGCAAGGGCCGACCGUCGCUUGCGGGAAGGAAAUCAGAGUCGGAGACUCUUGCGUCUAGCACCAAGCGCGCGAAGGCAGACAAGGAGGAGAAGAAAGUGGCACAAUGGAGUCCACCACCAGGCUCGUGGGAACACGACGUCCACGAGAUCGACACAGUGGAGCAGACGAAGAACCCCAAGACAGGCGAACUCGAAAAGUUCGCAUACCUCGUGUGGAACAAUAAUCAAAAGACACAACAUCCUCUCAAACACGUCUACCAAAAGUGUCCGCAAAAGAUGCUGGCAUACUAUGAGAGUCACCUAGUCUUUUCCGAAACCAGCGACCAGCCUCUAAAAUGCGAAAAUGGUGAUGACAAUAACGACGCCGUAAUGACAGGCCACUAA
Messenger RNA from Alternaria postmessia, 717 nucleotides. RefSeq lists its product as uncharacterized. The transcript is spliced from 5 exons. Gene Ontology annotation, biological process: chromatin organization; negative regulation of transcription by RNA polymerase II. The record is from RefSeq and is a predicted model, not a curated record. The coding region runs from base 1 to 717 and encodes 238 amino acids. Gene Ontology annotation, molecular function: chromatin binding. Gene Ontology annotation, cellular component: pericentric heterochromatin; nucleus. Lineage: Eukaryota; Fungi; Ascomycota; Dothideomycetes; Pleosporales; Pleosporaceae.